CAGUUACCUCCUAACAGGAUGGCAGCACAGAGACUAUUGCCCUGCAAAUGUCCUUCACGCUUGCUUUGAUGUUCUCGUCAGAUUUUCCUGCUAUUCAAAGAUUCCAUCUUCGACUAUACCGGUCAUUCUCGUUGACUCCAUUUGAGUGAGUUCCUUCUCUUGCUUGAACCUGAAUGUUCAAUGUUGCGUUCUGCUGCUUCAGAGCUUUUACUUACUCAGCACUCAGCACUGAAAUCAAUUGAUUUCUUCAGGGUAACGAUACUAUUAGUGUUCUUUUACACCCAAUCCAUGAUGUUAUCUGCGCUCUCUUUGAUUUUGGCCGUGAGGAUGCGGACGAUGUUGUCCUGUAGCUGGCUCACUUCUCAGCUUCUUUGGAAGUUGCUCCUUGGUUGGGGUAUUCGGGUAUGAAUCACAUUCAUCCCUUUUUUUUUACACUGCAAGCAUAUGAGUAUGUUUCAACAAUGCCUCUUUUCUCCUUGGAAGUUUCAACAUCCAUUAUCUCAGCAACAGUUUGGUCAUGUCCUGACUCCAUGCUACUAGCUAUGAAGACGUUAGCAGGCUAACUUAACUACACACGCUGAAACUUUUUGAUAACUAGCGUUUUUUAUUUUACCUUUAUUUAACUAGGCAAGUCAGUUAAGAACAAAUUCUUAUUUUCAAUGACGGCCUAGGAACAGUGGGUUAACUGCCGGUUCAGGAGCAGAACGACAGAUUUGUACCUUGUCAGCUCGGGGAUUUGAUCUAGCAACCUUUCAGUUACUAGUCCAACACCACUAGGCUACCCUGCCGCCCCAACGUUAGCUUGUUCGUUGGAAAUCUUCAAAAGUUUGAUUAAUUACAGUUUGAUUAAUUAAUUAUUUUUGUGAAAAAACACAUUUCAACUGCAGUCUAACACUAUAAACCUUGUGAGAAAACCCUAAAAUUGAUCCUCAGCUGGAAAUGUCAUGCCGCCAUCUUGAGCAUCCCCCCAAACAGUGUCCAUUGCACAGCAACACUCCGUAUUAUUCGGCCCCAUGAAAUGACACCAUAUAUACAUUCUACAGACCCUACUUAGUAUUCCCCAAAAUACGUUUACUGUGUGUUACUGUGGCACCCAUAAUUUAGUAAUAUAAUAAUAUAUAAUAAUAGUUUUUGCUCUUUAAGUUAAUAUGUGUUACAUAUAAAGUGAUUCAUUUGGGGCAUUUAUUUGAAAACCCAAAUGUAAUGCAAAUGUCACAUAAAUAUAAACAAAUAUGCUUCAUUAAUCUUUAGACAAUUAUUUCCAUAUAUCAUGAAUAGAUACAGGUUAUUGACACCUUUCUAUUAUUACGUAGGGGAGUUUUAUUUUGAAACAUCUCGCUAUUUCGUGAGCCGGAAGUACUUUUUUAGUGUUGCUAAUGGCACGCUGAUUGUUCAGCAAUCGGAAAAAUGGCAGCGCACAGGUGCAAUAUUUUUAUGCUGGUGUUCGUUCUUUGUGGAUUAACAUAUGUGUUUGUUAGAGCGGACAUAGAAGACGCAAAUCAUGUGAAAGAUGCUGAAAGCGUGGCCGUUGAUAUUGCACCGAAGGCGAAUAUAGGCGCGUCACUGCGAUCAACUAAAACCGAGGACCAAACCCAGGCCGCUGAAGAGGAGAGGCAAUGGGAGGCCGAAACGAAUCCCGCAGAUGCCCCAAGCGACAACAAAGCUGACCAUGUCCAUGAUACCAUGCAAAACCUCGACAGUCGUCCAGCACCGUAUGCAAAAUACCAAACCCAAGAGGCAGCGGAAGAGGAGAGGCAAUGGGAGGCUACCGAGGUCAAAGAAGCUGACCAUGUCCCUGACACCAUGCAAACCCCAGACGUCCCUCCACCAACGCCCGCAAAAGAUCAGUUUCAGGAAGAGUUGGUGAUCAGACCAUUGCAUUCUGGGGAUAUCUAUGCCAGCUUCCAGUUCCGCACCAUGUGGGAUACAGACUUCUUACGAGGAAGUAAAGUCUCCCACUACCGACUCUUCCCAAAGUCGCUGGGCCAGGUGAUUUCAAAGUUCUCUGUGCGUGAGCUCCACAUCUCCUUCACUCAGGGCUACUGGAGGACCAUGCAGUGGGGCCAGCCAUUCCUACCAUCGCCCCCUGGUGCUGAACUGUGGGUAUGGUUCCAGGACACUGUCACUGAUGUGGACGGUGCCUGGAAGGAGCUGACCAACGUUCUCUCUGGGAUCUUCUGUGCCUCCCUGAACUUCAUUGACUCCACCAACACGGUGCAGCCCAGUGCCUCCUUCAAACCUCUUGGCUUGGGCAACGUAACAGACCAGCGCUUCCUCCGCUAUGCUGUGUUGCCGCGGGAGAUCGUCUGUACUGAGAACCUGACUCCGUGGAAGAAACUCCUCCCCUGUGGCUCCAAGGCUGGUCUGGCAGUCCUGAUGAAGUCUGAGAAACUCUUCCACAGCAGCUUCCACUCCCAGGCUCUACACUUCAGACCUGUGUGUCAGGACUGGAAGUGCAAAUCCACAGUGUGGGAGCUGAGACAGACACUGAACGUGGUGUUCGACCUGCACACCUCUGGCCAGGGCAAACGAGAGUGGUCCCUGUUCAAGAUGUUCUCUCGCACCCUGACUGAAGCCUGCCCGCUGGCCUCCUCCAGUAAAGUGUACGUGGAUGUCACAGACAACCCUCAGGGAGAGCUGUUUGAGCUGAGCCCAACCACUCCCCUGCUCAGCCAGGCUGUGGUGCUUGGGGACCGGAGAACCUACUCGGUUUAUGACCUCACUAACCAGGCCACGUUCGGACAAACACGCUCCCUCAACAUGCUGCUGCGCUGGCGAGCAGCCGAGAGUGGAGACAUGCUGCGUCCCCUACUGCAUGGAGAGCGCUACGUGGCUGGCUAUGGGCUGCAGACGGGAGAGAUCCACACCCUGAUGUACAACAACCACCCAUACCGGGCCUUCCCCGUGCUCCUGCUAGACACUGUGCCUUGGUACCUGCGCCUCUACAUCCACACGCUCACUGUCACCAGCAAGGGCCGUGACAACAAACCCAGCUACAUUCACUACCAGCCAUCCAAGGACCGCCUUCGGCCCCACCUGCUCGAGAUGCUGGUCCAGCUGCCCCCUAACUCUGUGACCGAGGUGACCAUGCAGUUUGAGAGGGCACUCCUCAAGUGGACCGAGUACACCCCCGACCCCAACCAUGGCUUCUACGUCGGGUCUUCUGUUAUCAGCGCUCUCGUGCCCAGUGUCGUUGCCAUGGAUACCAACAGCACCCGGGAAUGCCCACUUUUCAGCAGCUUUUUCCCCUGUAAAGAGGAGUCCAGUUACUUCAUGCGGGUCUACACGGAGCCCUUGCUGGUGAACCUGCCCACCCCUGACUUCAGCAUGCCCUACAACGUCAUCUGCCUCACUUGCACUGUGGUGGCCGUGGGUUACGGUUCCCUCUACAAUCUCCUGACCCGCACCUUCCAGGUGGAGGAGCCCAGUCCGGGCCUGGCCAAACGGCUAGCCAACAUCAUCCGCAGGCUACGGGGUGUGCCACUGCUGUGAUGAGCCAAAAUGCUAACUUAAACAACAACAACAGCAGAGGUCGGUGGCUACGUCACUUGGGAACUGUGAAUGUAAGUUUCAGAAAGAUAACGCUUUAAGUGCUGGAAGCUUCGACAAAGAAAAUAAAUGACUCCUUAAGUUUGUUUCGUGAAUGAUAAAGGAGUUGAUGAACAAUGAAGUCUCAUGGAUUCGAUGGACGUUAAAGGCUUGUUCUUGCCAGUGAGAAGCAAAAAGGGUGGCCUUUCUUCAGUGCACUACUACUGCUGUUGGUCUAGUUAAACAGAGAAUAAUGUAUUUUUCAUGUUUAAGGCAGGAGCCAAAGUGUUUGCUCCAGGGUUUCAGUAGGGACAGAUGGCUGCAAGAAUCACAGCAAGCUCAUAUUGGUUCCUGGAAAAAGUAAUUGUCUGUUAUAGAUCACUAGGAAGCCAUUGCUCUGAGAUCUGGGGUCGUACGUAUCAAGCGUCUCGAAGUAUGAGUGCUGAUCUAGGAUCGUUGUGUUCUAGAAAACAACUGGUCCUAAUCAGCACUCCUCCUCUGAGACGUUUGGUACAUUUCGGCUACAGAUUCAUCUCUUAAAUCUUUACUGAGAUAAAUAAGGUUUGUGUUUUUAGUUGAUGUUGAAAUGCUAAAUGCACUGACUUACAGAACUUUCAUAAACAGUUGUCUUUUGUUUUGAUACGUGGGAUUUCGUAUCACAUUUGUUCAUUAAUCAUAGAACCAGUCAAAACGUUUGCACUUGUAGAAAACCCCCAAAUCUCUACUGGAAACGACUGUUGAUUUUAACUUGCCUUUGUCCAAAUUUCUGUUUGAAGUUGUAGUGUUCUCUAAUUGGCAUUACCUUUUGGUAAGCCUUUGUAGCACAAAUACCCGACAGACAACAUUUAAAAAGAUGAGUUUGCCAUGCAUUUCUAUUAGGAACUUGACUAAGGCUAAGCACCCUCCAUGCAUUUACUUUUUAACACUGCUCGUUCUUUGUAUAUUAAACUGAGCUUGAUACAUUAAUUUUACUGAACAACAUUCAAAUGUGUGAACAUAUAUUGGGUAACGUUGGGUAUAUUAAAAAAAUACAUCUAUAAAACUG
Molecule: messenger RNA, 4573 nt
Organism: Oncorhynchus nerka (sockeye salmon)
Lineage: Eukaryota; Metazoa; Chordata; Actinopteri; Salmoniformes; Salmonidae
Product: GPI transamidase component PIG-T-like
Exons: 12
Coding region: 1408-3492 (694 amino acids)
Biological process (GO): attachment of GPI anchor to protein
Cellular component (GO): GPI-anchor transamidase complex
Source: RefSeq, a predicted model, not a curated record